Molecule: messenger RNA, 4151 nt
Organism: Myotis daubentonii (Daubenton's bat)
Lineage: Eukaryota; Metazoa; Chordata; Mammalia; Chiroptera; Vespertilionidae
Gene: RECQL5
Product: RecQ like helicase 5
Biological process (GO): double-strand break repair via homologous recombination; regulation of DNA-templated transcription
Cellular component (GO): nucleus; chromosome; cytoplasm
Molecular function (GO): ATP binding; 3'-5' DNA helicase activity; four-way junction helicase activity
Source: RefSeq, a predicted model, not a curated record
GAAACCAGGUUGCCGGGGGUUUCACCCGACAGUGGUAGUCCAGCGGUUCGGCUUCUGCGAGUUGGCGGUGGCGAUGGGGUUCUGGGAGUAGUUCCCGAGCCUGCAGGCGCCGGCCGCCCCCCGAACUAGAGCCCUCCGCUCCCGGGCGGCCCACGGCCAGCUCUGAUAUCUUGGGGUGAAGCGGACUGGGGGCUCAGAGAAGGAAAGGGAGGAGCUCUCACCCUGGGAGUUGGGAAGAAGGGAUCGGGUCUGGGGGGGAAAGAAUGGGCUCCACGGCUAUGCUUAUAGAAGGAGCAGAAGGUGGAUCUUAGACAAACAAUCCCACCUUCUCCAAGCGAUUCCGAAGACAUUUGUGUCUGAUUUCUUGCUGCUCUGUGCAUACGGUGGCCCGGGAUAGUUCCGUGUUUUUAUUUUCACUGAUGUGAAAGGGGAGAUGUUAAUUACCCAGGAAUGUAUUGAUGUAUGACUUGAAAAUAAUAUAUUGCUUGAGUCGUGUAAUCAAGCACAUUUACUAGUAUACUAAAGAGAAAAAUAAGCAGUAUUUUAAAAGCAGACCAGGGUUUCUGUCACAACCCGGUGAUCACCACCUUUGCCUUAACCUUUGGCUACUGUCUGUCGCUAAGAUGAGCACCCACCGUUCCUCUCCUUUUGACCCUGAGCUUCGAGUCCGGAGCACACUGAAGAAAGUCUUCGGGUUUGACUCUUUUAAGACACCUUUGCAGGAGAGUGCGACCAUGGCUGUGGUGAAAGGCGACAAGGAUGUUUUCGUGUGCAUGCCCACAGGGGCAGGAAAAUCCCUCUGCUAUCAGCUCCCUGCCCUGUUGGCCAAAGGCAUCACCAUCGUCAUCUCUCCCCUCAUUGCAUUGAUUCAGGACCAGGUGGACCACUUGCUGGCCCUGAAGGUGCGAGUGAGGUCCCUGAACUCGAAGCUCUCGGCGCAGGAGAAAAAGGAGCUGCUCUCCGACCUGGAGCAGGAGCAGCCCCAGACCAAGCUCCUGUACAUCACGCCGGAGAUGGCGGCCUCCGCCUCCUUCCAGCCCACCCUGAACUCCCUGGUGUCCCGCCACCUGCUCUCCUACCUGGUGGUGGAUGAAGCUCAUUGUGUUUCCCAGUGGGGACACGACUUCCGUCCCGACUACUUGCGCCUGGGUGCCCUGCGCUCCCGCCUGGCGCAUGCCCCGUGUGUGGCUCUGACCGCCACAGCCACCCCGCAGGUCCGGGAGGACGUGUUUGCUGCUCUGCACCUCAAGCAGCCGGUUGCUGCCUUCAAGACGCCCUGCUUCCGGGCCAAUCUCUUCUACGACGUGCAGUUCAAGGAGCUGCUUUCUGAUCCCUACGCGAACCUGAGGGACUUCUGCCUUAAGGCGCUUGGCCAGAAGGCUGGGAAAGGGGUGCUGUCCGGCUGCGGCAUCGUCUACUGCAGGACCAGGGAGGCUUGUGAACAGCUGGCCAUAGAGCUCAGUUACAGGGGGUUGAGUGCCAAGGCCUACCACGCAGGGCUGAAGGCCUCUGAAAGGACGCUGGUGCAGAACGAGUGGAUGGAGGAGAAGGUCCCUGUCAUUGUUGCCACCAUCAGUUUUGGGAUGGGAGUGGACAAAGCCAACGUCAGGUUCGUCGCCCACUGGAACAUUGCCAAGUCCAUGGCCGGGUACUACCAGGAGUCUGGCCGGGCGGGCCGGGACGGGAAGCCUUCCCGGUGCCGCCUCUAUUACUCCAGGAGCGACCGGGACCAAGUCAGCUUCCUGAUCAGGAAGGAAGUAGCAAAACUCCAGGAAAAGAGGGGGAACAAAGCAUCUGAUAAAGCCGCCCUCCAGGCCUUUGAGGCCUUGGUGACCUUCUGUGAAGAACUGGGGUGCCGCCACGCUGCCAUUGCCAAGUACUUUGGGGAUGCACCCCCCGCCUGCACCAGAGGCUGCGACCACUGCCAGAACCCCGCGGCCGUGCGGAAGCAGCUGGACACCUUGGAGCGCAGCAGCAGCUGGAGCAAGACCUGCAUGGGGCCCUCCCAGGGCAACGGCUUCGACCCUGAGCUGUAUGAGGGCGGCCGCAGGGGCUACGGCGGCUUCAGCAGGUAUGACGAAGGCUCUGGAGGCAGCGGGGACGAGGGCAGAGAUGAGGCCCACAAGCGGGAAUGGAACCUCUUCUACCAGAAGCAGAUGAGGCUGCGCAAGGGCAAAGACCCCAAGACAGAAGAAUUUGUACCCCCAGGUCAGUAUGGGGGGCUAUGGGCUGUUUCCAGGGUGUGGAUGGAGGAUGCCUCCUUGGGGGGUUGGGGACUCCAGAGAGUAGAAGGCAGAGUGGAGAGCCUCCCCCUCCCCCCAGAUGAGGACUGUCCCCUGAAAGAGGCUUCUAGCAGGAAGAUCCCCAGGCUCACUGUGAAGGCCCGUGAGCACUGCCUGGGGCUGCUGGAGGAGGCUCUGAGCAGUAACUGCCAGGCUGCAGGUGCCACUCAUGGACCUGACCUGCAGGCCAAGGCUGUGGAGCUAGAACAUGAGAUGUUCCGAAAUGCCAAGGCUGCCAACCUGUACAAGGCCAGCGUGCUGAAGAAGGUGGCCGAGAUCCAUAGAACCUCCAAGGAUGGGCAGCUCUACCACCCGGCAGGCGGAGCCAAGAGCUGCAGUGCCCAGGCCGAGCCCACCGAGCACGACAUCCUGCCGGCCUCCCAGGUGUACUCGCUCAAACCCAAGCGGGUGGGAGCCGGUUUCCCCAAAGGCUCCAUCCCAUUCCAGACGGCCUCACAGCUGAUGGAGGAGAUGAGGGCUGGGGGGCAGGCCCCGCGGCCUGAGCAGGAGCCCCCCAGCCAGCCCCGUGGCCUCCAGGAUGAGGAAAGCAGUGAGCCUGUCCCCGGGCUCAGAGAGGCCCCCGGAAGCAGUGCUCAUUGUGGGGGCCCCUCGGGGGGCAGUCCCGCGGCCAAGGCCCGGGCCAACAAGCAGCAGCAGCUCCUGGCCGCUGCGGCUCUCAAGGACUCUCAGAACAUCGUCCGCUUCUUCUGCCAAAGGGCCGAGAGCCCGCCUGCCCUGGCUUCAGCCCCAGGGCCGGAAGGUGCCAGCCCUUCCUGUGCUGGGGUGCGGGGACCCCUGGCUGCGGCCCCAGACACAUGCACCGGGGAGGAGGCUGGAGCCCGGGGGCGUUCGGCCGCCCGCCCCCAGACAGAGUGCACCGAGGAGGGGCCAAGUGCCUGCCCACUGCGAGACCCGGGGCCCCCUGAAGGCCAGCUCACCCCCCCAGAGGGGACACUGAGGGGCAAGCGGCCCAGGCCCCAGCAGGAGAACCCGGAGAGCCAGGCGCGGAAGAGGCCUCACCCCUCAGCCGGUGCCUCCGUUUUAGCCGAGGCCAAUGACAACAUCCUGGCCAGUGGUCAGAGCACCAUAAGCCCCACGGCCCAGGGCUCCUGCCAGCUCCCAGCCCCAGGCACCUCCCUGAAGGUGGCUGCGAACAUUGUGGUCAAGUGCCUGACCCCUUUCUACAAAGAGGGCAAGUUUGCCUCCAAGGACCUGUUCAAAGCCUUCGCCCGCCACCUCUCCCACGCGCUGGCUCAGGAGCCCUCUCCCAGGAGGAGCGUGAAGGAAGAGGCCCAGCACCUCAUCAGGCAGUUCUUCCGGGGCCGGGCCCGGUGCGAGAGCGAAGCUGACUGGCACGGCCUGUGUGACCUGCAGAGGUGACCGACUGCUGCCCAGCGGGGCCAGUGUCCGCCCCCGACUCUACCGUGGGCCAGCGGGGCCUGACUCAGGAAUGGGAAGGCGGACAGGCCUGCGGCCGCAGGGCAUCUCUUUCCUCAGGGUCCUUCCCCCUUCCAGCCACACCUUGCUGUGGAGAUGGCCCCGGACACCUCCCAAAUCAAGGUCAGAGGCCAGAGUCAGCCCAGCUUCCUAUGUACUUGCCAGGCCUGAGGCCCUCUCUCUCCUGGCCUCAUGGAGCCCCACCUUAGAAGGACCUGGGUGGGGUGGCUGCUGCCAGGGGCACAGGAAGAAGAAACGGUCCCUCCACCUCUUGUACCCGAGUUGUAAGCUGGGGGAGGCCCGCGCUCCAGGGGCAGAGCUGUGGGAAGAGGCAGCGGCCGGCCCUGCUUCUCGGCUCCUGCUCGGGAAGGCGAGGCCGGGCUGGGCCGGGCCGAGGCGCCUCCCGGAGGAAUAAAGUCUGUUCUGACACAU